AUGGUGAAAGAAAUGAAGGUCGAGAUCAUUUCAAGAAAAACAAUUAGGCCAUCCUCCCCAACUCCUCAUCAUCACAAAAACUUCAAGCUCUCUCUUUUGGACCAAAGACAUAGUCCUAAUUUGUAUGGCAAUAUGAUCUUCUUCUACUCGUCUACCAGCAACUAUGAUCAUACUUAUGGCGACUUCAAUCCCCAUGCAUUGAAAAUGUCAAGCCACCUUCAGAAGUCGUUGUCCAAAACCUUGGUUCAUUUCUAUCCACUUGCCGGGCGGCUCAAAGACGCUGCUACCAUUGAGUGCAAUGACCAAGGGGUUUAUUUUGUAGAAGCUCGAAUGGAUUGCCACCUCUUGAAUUUUCUCUCCCAACCUGAUUCCACCUUAUUCCAGCACUUUAUUCCCACCUCCAGUGCUGAAAAGGAAGACGUUAUUGUUCUGCUUGUUCAACUCACUGUCUUUAACUGUGGAGGAAUUGCUAUUGCAGUCUCUCUUUUACACAAGAUCGCGGACGCUUCAUCCUUGUGCACUUUUGUCCAAAGUUGGACGGCAGCCAGUACUGCUCUUGAUCAAUCAGAAUUCAUUGGUCAUGACCAGAGAUUAGGUCAAGUGCUUCCUUUGUUUAUUGGAUCGUCGUUGCUGCCGCCUUCAGAGAUGUUGAUCACACGCACCUUGGACAUCCCAGACCCACAUCAAAAUUUCACCACUAGGCGUUUUGUGUUCAGCACCUCAAAGAUGGCCAGUCUCAAGGCAAAAGCAGCUAUUACUACUAACAACCCUACAAAUGUGGAACUAGUAUCUGCAGUUGUGGUCAAAUGUGCUAUUGCUGCUGCACAGUCCAUAUCAACAUCGUCAUCAAGGCCAUCGGUGUUGUUCCACGCCAUGAACUUGCGCAAAAGAAUGGUCUCUCCACUGCCGGUCAAUACUGUAGGUAAUCUCGUUUGGGCGUUUCCAGUGCUUAUUGAAGAAAGUGAUAUAAAAUUACAUGAGGUUGUUGUCAAGUUGAGGAAAGGCUUAACGGACUUUUGCAACGACAAGGCUAAUAGGUUUAAAGGCGAAGAUGGUUUUGCCGUGGUUUCCGAAUAUCAUACAAAGGAGGUUGAAUUCAUCUCAAGGGGAGUUAAUAUUUUUCGUUGUACAAGUUUGUGCAAAUUUCCAAUAUAUGAUAUGGAUUUUGGGUGGGGGAAACCCACUUGGGUUGCUACUUCUAUGGGCUUUAAAAACUUUAUAGUUUUGAUUGAUAGUAAACUUGGUGAAAAUAUUGAAGCGUGGGUAACACUGGCAGAACAAGAGAUGGCUAUCUUUCAAAGGGAUGAGAUGCUUCUUUCAUUUGCUUCCUUAAACCCCAGUGCAGCUGUCCAUGAAAGCCGUAUGUGA
Molecule: messenger RNA, 1368 nt
Organism: Malus domestica (apple)
Lineage: Eukaryota; Viridiplantae; Streptophyta; Magnoliopsida; Rosales; Rosaceae
Product: limonoid 7-O-acetyltransferse-like
Source: RefSeq, a predicted model, not a curated record